UAAACUCUAUUGUCGAUGGUAAUUGCACAAGUUCGUCUCUUUUUUACUUAGCCGAAAACGAAGAGGUUAUAAUUAUAAUUUAAUUUUGUAAGUUCUACUAAAAUUAUUUGAAGUAACAAGUUCAUCCCGACAGCAUAAUGGCACAAAGUAAACUUAACGAUAUGGCGGGUAAAUUCGCGAAAGGUGGACCGCCGGGACUCGGCAUCGGCAUGAAAUUGGUAGCCGUCGUUGGAGCAGCCGCCUACGGUAUUUCACAGUCCUUGUUUACUGUGGAGGGAGGUCAUCGUGCCAUCAUGUUCAACAGAAUAGGAGGUGUUCAACAGCAUGUAAUGACGGAAGGCCUGCAUUUCCGGAUUCCAUGGUUCCAGUACCCUAUCAUCUACGAUAUCAGAUCGCGCCCUCGCAAGAUCUCUUCUCCAACUGGUUCCAAAGAUUUACAAAUGGUUAACAUUUCUUUGCGUGUGUUGUCUCGACCUGAUGCCAAUAAUUUAGCUAUCAUGUAUAGACAGCUUGGCACAGAUUAUGAUGAGAAAGUACUGCCAUCGAUCUGUAACGAGGUUCUUAAGUCUGUAGUUGCGAAAUUUAAUGCUUCUCAGCUCAUUACACAGCGUCAACAAGUUUCAUUGUUAAUUAGGAGAGAGUUAGUGGAGAGAGCUGCGGAUUUUAAUAUUAUAUUGGACGAUGUGUCCUUGACUGAAUUAAGCUUUGGAAAGGAAUACACAGCUGCGGUAGAAGCGAAGCAAGUAGCUCAACAAGAAGCUCAGCGUGCUGCUUUUGUAGUGGAAAGAGCCAAACAAGAGCGCCAACAAAAGAUUGUUCAAGCUGAGGGUGAGGCAGAGGCCGCUGAAAUGUUGGGUAAAGCCAUGGGAAUGAACCCUGGAUAUCUAAAACUACGUAAGAUCCGAGCUGCCCAAAGUAUUUCUAGAAUGAUUGCACAGUCUCAAAACAGAGUUUUCCUGCCUGGCAAUAGCUUGAUGAUCAACUUGCAAGAUCCCACCUUUGAUGACUUGUCAGAGAAACUUACCAAAAAGAAGUAACAUAUGGCUACGGUAGAGUGUGACGAGGGCUCGGAGCAGGCCACCACUCUGACCGAUGAUGAUGAGGCCGCUGUCAUAAUCAGUGGUGCUGCUUCUAUAGCCGUUUAGUGCAUUUGUGUUAGCAUUUCUCAAAAGUGUAAAGUCAAGUACUGUUGUCUUGUUAUAUUGUGGCCUGUUUAUGUUAUUAGUUGUAGAUUUAUAGUAUGUAUGAAAUCAUAUGUCAAUAAAGUUAAUUAAAAAUG
Plodia interpunctella (Indianmeal moth) is the source of this 1279-nucleotide messenger RNA. It is a transcript of the gene Phb2, whose product is annotated as Prohibitin 2. The transcript has a single exon. The record is from RefSeq and is a predicted model, not a curated record. Gene Ontology annotation, biological process: mitochondrion organization. The coding region runs from base 138 to 1037 and encodes 299 amino acids. NCBI's taxonomy places the organism in Eukaryota, Metazoa, Arthropoda, Insecta, Lepidoptera, Pyralidae. Gene Ontology annotation, cellular component: mitochondrion; membrane.